GUGGCAUUCGCGAGGGUGUCCUUCAUGAUCCAUACUCUCUCGAUUCAGGUAGCUUUACAUGGACAGGGAUAAAUUGCCCUCGAACAAAGCGUGUGAUGCUUGUCGACGCAAGAAAGUGCGAUGUGAAGGAGGGGACCUUGAUCAUAAAUGCUGGAAUUGUGUUGUGCAAGGCAUCAAUUGCACGCGCGAUAUCAUACCGCGGAGGAAAGGUCCUAAACCUGGGGCUGUCAGCCAAGUGCAGCAGCUCCGCGGCCGGUGUGACGAGCUAGAGGAACGCCUGCGCCAAAUGCAGAAAACCCUGGACGAGGCUGCGACGAACACGAGGUCGAUAUCCUCUGCCUCAUCCAGUUUCCCUUCGCCGGACCCAGGCGCUUGUGGGAACGUCGCGUCCAUCCAGUCUGGCCCGUCCAGAUCAGCCACAGGGAUGGGGGAUGAAUCAGACUCUGAUGAAGAGAGUCACCGAGCAACAGGUCCUCUCACAGAGUCCAUGAAGUCCUUGACGCUAGGGAGCGAUAGAAUUCCUCAAGAAUUUCAUGGAGAAUCAAGUAUCUCAUCUGUAAUCAAUUUCGCGGCCAAUGCCAAUCCUAUUUCCGAAGAGAAUCCAUCGCAUUCACAGCCCGGCAGCCGCGAUGAUUCUUGGACAUGUACCGAACGUGACGACGACCAAUCGCCCGCCUACAUAUUCCCUGAUCCACCACUGCUGUACACUUUGGUGGAUCUCUACUUCACACAGGCCCACCCAUGGUUCAAUCUCCUCCACCCCCCAACGGUUUAUCACUGCCUUGGUGAAGGCCUCCAUUACCACGACCGUGGCUUUGGCGGUGUUGUGCUUCUAAUCUGUGCCACGGGUGCCCUUUGCACUGACGAUCCAGCAGUCUUAGACGACGACGAAAUAUUCAUGCACCAUGCGCCAGACUCAUCCUGGCGGUCUGCAGGCUGGAAAUGGGCUCGUCAGGUGGAUCCCAUGCGCAACGCAUUAUCACAGACCCCAUCCGUGUACGAUUUGCAGAUAAUUGUGCUUGAACUAGCAAUUAUACACGCAUAUCCUCCACCAUGUGACAUGUGGUCGCUGGCUGGACUGGGUGUACGGCGCGCUCAGGCUGUAGGUGCCCAUAGACGUAGAGCCUACGGUGGAAAGCUGACCGUUGAGGGUGAACUGUGGAAACGGGCGUUCUGGACCCUUUUGGCCAUAGACCGAUCUUUAUGCGCCUCCCUUGGCCGACCUUGUUCGAUUCAGGAAGAAGACUUCGAUGUCGAUCUGCCUGCGGAGUGUGAUGACGAAUAUUGGACUCAUCCAAAUCUUGAGUGCUGCUUUGUCCAGCCGCCAGGAAAGCCAUCGAUGAUGUCGUGGGAGAUAGUGAUGCUCAAACUUCGGGAAAUCAUUGCCACAGCCUCGCGGACAAUCUACUCUACUAAGAAAUCUAGGAUUCUCUCUGGUCUCGUUGGCGCCGACUGGGAGCGACGAAUCAUGGCCGAACUGGACUCGUCUCUGAAUCAUUGGCAGGACGCCCUACCAUCGCAUCUGAGAUGGGACCCUAACCGGUUCGAGGCUGAAGACCUCUUUUCUGUCCAAUCAGCCACUUUGGCUUGUUCAUAUCAUCACGCCCAGAUAUUCAUCCACCGCCGUUUCAUGGCGCACGUCAACGGGCGUACGGCGACCCCUUUUUCAGAGGCAUCUCGAGUGAUUUGCGUGAACUCUGCUAGAAUGUGUGGACGUGUUAUAGACGCUCUGCGCCUUCAGACACGCUUUCGCGGAUUCAUAUUAUCUCUUCUCAUGAUCCCGGCCUUCGAGAGUGUCGUCAUGUUAUAUUUCAACAUAUAUCGUACCCGGUCCGAGCCUCAUUCCCCUUUGUCGGAAGUGCAUCUUCGUGACCUGGACCUCGCAGCAAAGUGCAUAGCUUUGUUGGAGGAGCAUGGGAAGAGGUUUCUAUCAGCAUGUAGACUAAGAGAUGUGUUGGCUCGGAUAGCCUCCUCAUGCGGACUUCCCCCGCCAUUCUCGGCUCCUUCCUCAGGUUCCAGACAGGACUCUGCGUUUACAUCCCAGCCUAGCACGGCUAUGCAAGAUCCAGCUGCGCGAGAGCUUCUGUCGGACGAUUUCUCCAGGUGGACAGACAGUCUCGAAACAAUGCAAUAUCCCGACCUCUUUGGCUCGAGCGUUGUCUCUGACCCCAUGCAUUCAACCUUCCUCCCCAUUCCCUUUGAUUUGAAUCACGCCGAUGGCGCAGGCUAUGCUCAGUUUGGUGGUUUUUUGCCGCACUCUUGAUUGGACGUUCGCUUUGCACUUGAUCUUUACCUCUUUUUUCGGACAUUAUAUUUUCGAUACCACUUCGGCUGUCUUACUGAGAUUUUCCGGCCAUUUUGGCCGCGGAAGGAAUGAUAUUCU
Molecule: messenger RNA, 2383 nt
Organism: Stereum hirsutum FP-91666 SS1
Lineage: Eukaryota; Fungi; Basidiomycota; Agaricomycetes; Russulales; Stereaceae
Exons: 15
Coding region: 59-2263 (734 amino acids)
Biological process (GO): DNA-templated transcription; regulation of DNA-templated transcription
Molecular function (GO): zinc ion binding; DNA-binding transcription factor activity, RNA polymerase II-specific; DNA binding
Source: RefSeq, a predicted model, not a curated record